GGAAAAGUAGCAUUACAUAUAGGUUUUCGACUCUGGACUGAUUCCACCAAUUGAUCAGGUUGGAGUAACAUUUGUACCGCGUCUCUUUCUCUUUCUAAGGCUGCUGCUGAUCUGAAGAGGUAGUUCUGCUACAUCUUUAUGAGCUAUUUUGCCUGAUGGCUGGCUAUUCAGGAAAAGGAGCUCAGUUAAAUGGGGUGGUCUAUGUCUGUAAUUUGCCUCUUGGUACCGAUGAAGAUAUGCUAGCUGAGCACUUUGGUACAAUUGGAUUGCUUAAGAAAGAUAAGCGAACUGGUCGUCCAAAGAUCUGGUUAUACAUGGACAAGGUCACAAAUGAGCCAAAGGGGGAUGCAACAGUAACAUAUGAGGAUCCUCAUGCUGCUUUAGCUGCUGUUGAAUGGUUCAACAACAAGGAGUUUCAUGGAAGUCUGAUUGGAGUCUUUGUAGCUGAGUCGAAAACAAAAGAUGACCACUCACUUAAUGCAGGGCAUCAUGUUGAAGAGCCUGUAGUUGAUGCUGACUUUGUUGGAGUAGGUGAAAGUGGUAUGGAUAUCAAUGGAUCUGCUGGUAGAGGCCGGGGUGAUCCAUCUGGAAAGGGAUGGAAGCAAGAUGGAGACUGGACUUGUCCGAAUACAAGCUGUGGUAAUGUAAACUUUGCAUUUCGUGGAGUUUGCAACCGAUGUGGAACUGCUCGACCAGCUGGUGGGUUUGGUGGCGGUGCUGGUGCUGGUGGUCGGGGCAGGGGUCGUGGUAGUAGUGAUUCAGGAGCCCCUGGCCGUGGAGCUGGGCCAGGUGGCCCAACGGGUUUGUUUGGUCCAAAUGAUUGGCCUUGUCCCAUGUGUGGCAACAUCAAUUGGGCAAAGCGCUUGAAGUGUAAUGUAUGCAAUACGAACAAACCUGGACAAAAUGAAGGCGGUGUGAGGGGAGGGCGUGGAGGUGGAUAUAAGGAACUGGAUGAAGAAGAAAUAGAGGAAAGUCGAAGGCGUCGUAGGGGGGCUGAAGAAGAUGAUGGUGAACUAUACGACGAGUUUGGUAACCUGAAGAAGAAAUUCCGAGCUAAAACUCAACAAGCUGAAGUUGGUCAAACAGUUCCUGGAACUGGGCGUGCUGGUUGGGAGGUUGAUGAAUUAGGUGGUAAUGAGAAAGAGGUGGGAAGAGAAAGAAGCAAAGACAGCAGGGGUGGGAGAGAAAGAAAAGAAAGAGAUAACCACAGCAGUAGGAACAGGAGCAGAAGUCAGGAAAGAGUUAGUAGUAGGGAUCGCGAAAGGGAUUCCCGCGAUCGUGAUUAUGACUAUGAACAACGCGAAAGAGAUUAUGGGCGUGAUCGAGAUCGGGACAGGGAUCAGUAUAGACGACGUCACUGAUGGUUGCUGAUUUCUGUCUGUUGUUCCUUCUCUCGUUUUUUAUUAAUGUUUUUCUUCUUCUUUUUUGGAUCGGGUUGGGAAGGGGAAGAAUGGAAUUUGUUAAACCUUUUGGGGAUUCUCUUAAAUUGUUCUUGCUUGAAUUGUGGUUUGUUUUGCUAAGACUUGGUUUAGUAGUAUCACUCUUUGACUCAUCAGAAAACAGAAACUAAGAAGAAUGGAUUUUCAAGACUUGCUUUUGUUGUGGUU
Molecule: messenger RNA, 1607 nt
Organism: Impatiens glandulifera
Lineage: Eukaryota; Viridiplantae; Streptophyta; Magnoliopsida; Ericales; Balsaminaceae
Product: transcription initiation factor TFIID subunit 15
Exons: 8
Coding region: 156-1361 (401 amino acids)
Molecular function (GO): RNA binding
Source: RefSeq, a predicted model, not a curated record